Messenger RNA from Rhizoctonia solani, 1950 nucleotides. RefSeq names its product Peptidase family M28 protein. Bases 1 to 1950 code for a protein of 649 amino acids. Gene Ontology annotation, molecular function: metalloexopeptidase activity. Lineage: Eukaryota; Fungi; Basidiomycota; Agaricomycetes; Cantharellales; Ceratobasidiaceae. The record is from RefSeq and is a predicted model, not a curated record. The transcript is spliced from 17 exons. Gene Ontology annotation, biological process: proteolysis.
AUGGACUUUCGACUGUUUAUUCGUGAAGUGUGCAAAUUUCCCAACAGUCAUUAUCAGGCAAUUGAAGAAGGCCUAGAUUGCAAUGCCUUUGAAUCAGCUGGUCGGUGGGGCUCAAUCAUGGACAGAAUUAAAGACAUCCCUCUUGGUAAUGAAGCUGCACUUUACGCAUCGUUGAUUGAUCUCUACUACUCGAUCAGCACACAAAUUGGUCCUCUGUUUGACCUCCAAAGCAAAACCAACCUUGCAUUUAGGGAUACUUCGCAAAAAUACCUACUUGAUUCACCUGCUUUUCGUAAGCCAGAUAUUACUGGUGUGUCUGGAACAAUGCCCAAUGGAACGCCUAGCUGGAAGGACGUACUGGUUUGUUGGGAGGUGAAGCACAGCAACAAGCGUGGGGCUCAGGACCAACUUGGAGAGCCGCCGAGGAAAAGGUCAAAGCCGUCGCAAAGCACCAGCCCAUCCAGGCAAUCGAACAGCGAAGUUGCUGGAUCGACACCAGGUAGAGACAGUGACGAUCCAUUGGAACAACUACCGUUGGCACUAGAGAGCACGCGUUGGGAGAUGCCUGGCUGCUGGAUCAAAUUUGACAUGAUGAACAAACGAGUAUAUAAAAACUACGUCGACUUGACGAAUAUCGUCGUACGAGUAUCGGAUGGGACCCCUGAAGGAAAGAGAAACGCUGUAUUGGUAAACUCGCACCUCGAUAGCACGUUGCCCAGUCCUGGUGCGGCGGACGAUGCUAUUUCUGUACGUGUUAUGCUGGAGUGCAUUCGUGUUCUAACGGAACCCCCUAGUUGGCAACCGGUUCACUCGAUCAUUUUUUUAUUUAAUGCCGAAGAAUCGUUGCAAGAUGGUUCGCACUUGUAUGCCACUCAGCAUUUCACUGCGCAUACUGUUCGAGCAAUCAUAAACCUCGAGGCGGCUGGUUCAACCGGGCCUGAAUUGCUUUUUCAGGCAACCUCUGAAGAAAUGAUUGAAGCAUACUCGCAUGUACUUCGACCUUUUGGGACGGUAUUAGCGAACGAUGUGUUCAGCUCGGGGUUAUCAUGUCCGAGAGCAGGAAUUGCUGUAGAAUGGGUCUGGGGAGAUGCCAAGGUGCCAGUGGCAUCCUAUGUGUUGGGAAGCUUUGGCCCACUUGUUCUUGGAACCAAGGUGGCGACUUCAUUGACUGAUAUUUUUGUUCCCUUGACGGGACGUAUGGGCUCUCUUCCUCCUGUCAACAAUAUUAUUGCGUUGCUCACUACCGUUGCCGCCUUCUACGCUUUCCCGCUUGUUCUGCCUCUUUCCCACCGGAUGAACGCACCAGAAGCGGUUUUUUGGUAUAUUACUUCUGGGGAAUAUACGCUUCAACUGGGCUCUGCUGACGCGGCACCUGGGUUUGAAGCCCUGGUGAACGAGUUGGCAGCCGAAUUUGGGGCUCCCGGAGCAAAGCCGACUUUGAAUGUGAUGGAUGAUUGGAAUCUGGACUGGGAUGUGCUGUAUCCGUUUUUGCAAUUUGUGACGUCGUACAAGGACACGCAAACUGACACUGAAAAUCUUGCGCCCGUGUCUCAUCUGGACAGUGAUUGCGUUCGACGCGUUGGUAGUGAACUGGUCCCUAGAUUCUCCACCACCGUAUGGGGAAGCUCGACACCACAUCAAAGAGGCAUUGUAUUAUGGGACGAACGAAUGGUUGAUCAAGUUGGAGAUCAAGGUUCCCGGGCUGGGCGCAGGCCAAUUUACACACGAACCGUGAAGAUCAAUUUUGUGGGGAUUGAGGAAAAGGCCAUGUGGCCAGGGAAGAAGAAUGAUCAAGCGGGACCGGCAAUGGAGGUGUUUGAGCGAAUGGAUCAGUGGUUUGAAGAAAAGCGGGAAGAGGAUGUUUUGGGAGAUGAACCAUCUGAACAGGAUUGGGAGAGUGAGGGAUUCAAAAGUGAAGAAGAUAUGGGACCUGUACAGUAUGACUAUUGA